AGUUAGAAUGAUCGCUAGUGUGGGUAGUAACCUGGGGUAACAUGAGGCUGUUGCUGUUUUCCCUGUAAAUGGAAACAACUACUGUUGACGACAGAUGUCACAUAAAACAUGCCAUCAAACCUCUUGAGCCUCAGUCGCUCCUCCACACCCGCAUUGGGAGUUUGUACAGUUAUAUAUUUCAGCAUCAAUGAAAGGCAACUGCAAAUUAGUGCAAUACUGGGCCAGUCAAGACAAUGUGUGGUACAGCCGACCUUUAUUCCAGUCUUCACCUCUGAGCUUCAUGCAACCUCAACUCUCGGUGGCUCAGGAGAAAAGGACUCAUAACUUCUCCAAAUCAAAAGGGAUCUGGCCUUAUCUCAAGUUUCCACAGUUAAAGGGUCACUGCUUUGAGAAGAUGGGAGAGUCUCAGAGGUUAAUGAGUUGCUCCCAAAAAUCACAGGCUGGCUCCGAUGUCUUGACGGCAGGAAUGCUAAAGGAAAUGGCCCUCCAGUGGUUCACAGAGACCCAGGCUGCUCUGAUCCUGCAGAAUGGCAGAUUACCUGAAUGGUUCCAUGGUUUCGUGACAAGGAAAGAAGCUGAGAGUGUACUGAAAGAUCGAAAUAUUGGCCACUUCCUCAUCCGCCUGAGCGACCGAGCAUUUGGCUACAUACUGUCUUACAAGGGCAAUGAUCGUUGUCGACACUUUGUAAUUCAGCAACUGAAGAAUGGCAGGUACAUGAUCGAUGGUAGCACUCACAGUCACAGGAGUCUCGCGGCCCUGAUCAACUACUACACAACGGAAGUUAUCCAGCCCUUUGGAGAGGUCCUCACUCAGUCCUGCAGUCAGGAUGACAGGAGCAAUCUGUACGACCAGGUCUAUUCACCCACCAAGUCCAGCUUCGAGGAGACAGAGGGGGAACCAGUAUCCAGACAGCCCCUUUUUCCCAACCACUCCCAAUCUGAGGAGGGGUCACAGAGACCCCCAGCUGUCCCUCCAAAGGCCAACAGGAUCCUCAACACUAGGAGGCUGACUUCAUCUCUAGAGAGCAUGUCCUCCAACAGUGAGGACUCUGACCCAGCCCCACCUCUACCACUCAGGGCAAGCGUGGUCUUUGAGCAGGACAGACAGGAUGGAGCGACAUACGGGCGAGUUAAUAAACUGAAAUAUAAGGAGCAGCAGGUACCCCCGGUAUUGAGCAACAAGUGGACAAGCAAGGAAAGCUUGGCAAAUCCACUCUACAGUCUGGGAUUGGAUAUCCGCAAGUCGCAAUCUUCAGAAAAACAGUCACAGCUGAGCAGUGUUGUAUAUUCCCUGGCUAUAGAGCCACAGCCAAUAUAUAAUGAAGCAUUUGAGCCACCAGACUUGAAUCCAUCAACAGAUGUGGUGUAUGCUGAGGUGGACAUGAAGCAAUGGAAAAUUGGAGCGAUUCCUGCUGCGAGUGGCAAUAGUUAUGCCACCAUCGCUGCACCAACUGAACACUCAAGCCAGGCCUCCAAUGCCAAGCAAAUGAGUUUGACCACUCCACCAUUGACUCCUCCUCGACUGUCGCCCAAUUUGAAUCAGAGAUUGAAAUCUGCAUCCCCCACUCGAUCUCCACAGAAACUCAAAGCGAGUCAGAAGCCCCUGGCAAACAUUUGGCCUGUCUGUCAUUCGGCUGAGCACUCUCAGGCAAAAGAUCAACCUUAUGACGAUACCCUGGGCAAGAAAAACUCCACAAGUUGUCCAGAGAACACGUAUGAACAAAUUCCCGAGGAAUUCUCCAAACGAGGCCAAGCAAAGCCAGUGACUGCAGAGAAGGAGGAGGUUCGUAAGAAAUGGUUCUCCGAUUGGAAAUACAAAUGAAAAAGUUGGUCCUCAUCUGGUGAAAGUGGUGCUCAGAACUCUUUGUGCUUCAUUGUUUUAAUUCUCAGGAUCCCACCUUUUAACAUACAACACUAUGGUGAAAAUGGGCCCAACAAUUUGCUGCAUUUCAAGAAAGACACUCACCCUAGCUCUUGGUAUAUUCUUUCGCAGAAGCGACACUCGGCGCUAAUGUUUCGUAUCUUCAUAGAUAUAUUUCACAAUAAGCUGUCAUUAACUUCACUAUAUGCGACUGAUUAAUGUUCAUCCCUGCUUCUGAUAAUAUAACUCCUGUGAAUUAAGUUCAUAAUGUGUUUGUUAAUAUUUAAGUCAUGGAAGUGAGUCAAUUUUGAUUUUGUGAGAUACUAUAAUUAUGUGACAGAAUUGAUAUCUCUCCAACUGACUUCAAAUGGACAAGUGGAAAACAAAUUUCAAACUCGCUAGCUGUUAUCUUGCCAUUUGUCAAUACAUUAUCUCUCAACUCAGUGUAUGUCAAAUCUCUGCCAGUUGUUUUAGAAUGAUUUCUGUUAAGUCUCUUUCUAUUUUUCUCUGAUCUUUGAUGAUUCUUCAUUACUUGCAAUGUAAAGGUUUCUGUGGAUGUUUGUGAGAAUACCAACCAGGAGUGACCCUGGGACUGGGCUCACCCAGUGGGAAUGACCCUGGGAGUGACUUGGGGAGUGGGUUCACCCAGUGGGAGUGACCCGGGAUGUGGGUUCACCCGGUGGGAAUGACCCCGGAAGUGGGUUCACCCAGUGGGAGUGACUUGGGGAGUGGGUUCACCCAGUGGGAGUGACCCGGGAAGUGGGUUCACCCAAUGGGAAUGACCCCAGGAGUGGGUUCACCCAGUGGGAAUGACCCCGGGAGUGGGUUCACCCAGUGGGAAUGACCCCGGGAGUGGGUUCACCCAGUGGGAGUGACCCUGGGAGUGAGUUCAGUCAGUGGGAAUGACCCCGGGAGUGGGUUCACCCAGUGGGAAUGACCCCGGGAGUGGGUUCACCCAGUGGGAGUGACCCCGGGAGUGAGUUCAGUCAGUGGGAGUGACCCCGGGAGUGAGUUCAGUCAGUGGGAAUGACCCGGGGGUUAGUGCACCCCAUUGGGUGACAUUUACUUUGUGCUCCUUUACAAUGACAUUGUGGAGAUUGGAAAAUCAGUGAGAGCUCACUGCAUUCGAUUCCAUUUUAUGAGACUGUGACCUUUUGUAGCAGAACUUCAUCUUUCAAUAUCAGCUCAUGAAACCUUGCUGGUUGGCUGACUGAUCAGUUUAUCCACAUGAGAAACAGGAAGAAUGAUUUUGCUAAAGAUUAUAUUCACUGCUAAUCUUUUUGACUUUAUUUUUGAUUUCCAUAUCUAUCUUUGCAUUUUCUAACUGAUGCAGUCAGUGUUUUAUGAGUGAAUUCUUGGUUUAACCCCAUGAGGGAUGGAAGCUGUUGAGGAGUAGCUCAGUGGCAGCAUUGCUCAGCUGCAGGCUUCCAGUUACACAGCUCCAGAUGUUGUGAAGGAUUGGUUUCACUGCAGCAAAUACCUAUUUACUUUUGGGAUAUUGCAUUUAUUGUUCGUCAUUGUUCUGACAGAAGACACUAGUGGGACUCUACUUAUUGGAAUGCUGCAGUCCUUGUAUUGCUGCUGCUGUCCUGAUGGUGCUCAAUGUAUUAUGUCCAAUUCUAGACAGUGUGUGACUUGGUAGGGCAUUCCAAGCUAAGGAUGCUCCCACUACAUUGCUGACCUUGUGAUGGUGUAGAAUGACAACACUGACAUUUCACUUGGCAAUGGGAUAAAUGGCGGCUGGGAGGAGCAAAUUGAUUCAGAAUCCUUGUAUUUCACUAGGAGAACAAUAGCAAAAGAGGAGGCCAUUCAGCCCCUUGGCUCUGUCCCAUCACUCAGUUAAAUCAUAGCAGAUCUCUAUCUUAACUCCAUUUACUCACGAUGCUUCGAUAAUCUUAAGCUUGCCAAAAAAAGUGGGUGGUCUCAAUUUUGAAAUCUCCACUCAGCCUUCCCGCUCCCCAUACCACCCCUCUGUCCACCUUUGGCCUCAUCAACAUUUUAGGGGAGACACAUUUCCUGGUUUCCACUCCCCUUUGUAUGAACAGGUGUUUCUUAACAUUGCCCUGAGUGACCUGAUUUUAAAGUCAUGUUCCUUUCAUUCUAGGAACUCCCACCAUCUAGCUGUCAACCCUGUCAGAUCUUUUAAUCACCUAAAACACCUCCAAUCGGAUCACCCUUUAAUCGUCCAUACUCAAGGAAUCCCAAAUCUAGUCAGUGCAACCUGUCCUCAUAAUUUAACUAUUUCAACUCCUGGUCCAUUCUUGAAAUCCAUCCUCACAUGUUUAGCAGGGUGAUGAGGUGUCCAACAUGAGCAACAUGUUCUACUGACAAAACCCCCACAAACCUUGACAACACUAGCAUGGAAUGCCCUUAAAACAGAACCUAUGUACAGUUCAGUAACUUUAAACAGGAGAAGAGAUGACAUUGAAAUAAGCCUGAGACUCUGUAGUUUUCUGAUGACGUAUUUUUUGUAUGUUUUCUACUUUUUAAAAAUUGCAUUAUUGGAUUAUUGGCAGUAGGGCCCAGACCCCCUUUACAAUUGCAUCGCUCAAUAACUUUUCUUAUUUUUAAAUUAUUAUGAUUUUAAGACACUUAUUUAAUUUUCUGGUUGUUUGCUCCAAUAAAGUUAGAAAUGAUUAU
Molecule: messenger RNA, 4501 nt
Organism: Chiloscyllium plagiosum (whitespotted bambooshark)
Lineage: Eukaryota; Metazoa; Chordata; Chondrichthyes; Orectolobiformes; Hemiscylliidae
Cellular component (GO): cytoplasm
Source: RefSeq, a predicted model, not a curated record